CCAGGUUAAGCUGCGGGAGGGGCUGGCGGUGAGGAGGCCUCAAGCUCGCAGAGCGUGGAUGGGGCUUGGGGAGCCAGGAGCUUGUGUAUGCGUGAGCCGCGGACGACCAUACUUGCGGGUGCUACUGUUUGUGACGGCGUCGUUGUUGAGUCUCUGCAAGUUCUGAAGUGGAGAGCAUUGCUACUAACUUAAUGGCCCAUACAAGUUUCAAUGGGGAGCAUGUCGGUGGAGCUCCUCAUGCUGUCAUACCAGAAGUGGAAUUCCCUGAUCAAUUCUUUACAGUUCUAACCAUGGACCAUGAAUUGGUGACAUUCAGGGAUGUGGUCAUCAGCUUCUCUGAGGAGGAAUGGGAGUAUCUGGAUUCUGCUCAGAGGGACUUGUACUGGGAUGUGAUGAUGGAAAAUUACAGCAACUUGGUCUCACUGGACUUGGAAUCCAAGUAUGACAAAAAGACUUUAUCUACAGAGAAGGACAUUAUUGAAAAAAAUGAUUCUCAGUGGGAAGUAAUAGAAAGUAGUAAAUUAGUUGGCCUUGAGAACUCCAUUGUCAGAAAUGAUUGGCAAAGCAAAAGGAAGAUUGAAGUACAAAGACCUGAAGUGGGAUAUUUCAGUCAAAUGAAAAUCAUCUCUGAAAAAGUGCCCAAUUACAAAAAUCAUAAAUCUCUUACAUUACAUCAGAGAAUUCAUGAUAGUGAGAAGCCCUGUAAGGAAUAUGGGAAGGUCCUUAGUUGUGACUUAAACUUUGAUGAAUAUGAGAAAAUAUAUACUAGUGAGAAAACCUCUGAAUGUAGUAGAUAUUGGAAAACCUUUGGAGUAGAUGACCCACAUACCCUACAACUGAAUAUUCAUACUGGUGUGAAACCUUGUAAAUGUAUGGAAUGUGGGAAUGCAUUUAGUUUUUAUGAAGACCGUAGUGUACACUGUGAUGAUCAGAAGUGCUAUAAAUGUAAGCAAUAUGGAAGGAUUUUUAGAAGGAUUGAAAAAAUCACUCCACUUCAAAGAAUUCAUGAUGGUGAGAAACCCUAUGAAUGCACUUUCUGUAGGAAAUCGUUUAGAGUGCAUGCACAACUUACUAGACAUCAGAAAAUCCAUACUGAUGAGAAACCUUACAAAUGUAUGGAAUGUGGCAAGGACUUUAGAUUUCAUUCACAACUGACUGAACAUCAGAGAAUUCAUACUGGUGAGAAGCCAUACAAAUGUAUACAAUGUGAGAAGGUCUUUAGAAUUAGUUCACAGCUUACUGAACAUCAGAGAAUUCAUACUGGUGAGAAACCUUAUGCAUGUAAAGAAUGUGGGAAGACUUUUGGAGUCUGUCGAGAACUUGCUCGACAUCAGAGAAUUCAUAGUGGUAAGAAACCCUAUGAAUGCAAAGCAUGUGGAAAGGUCUUUAGAAACAGUUCAUCCCUGACUAGACAUCAGAGAAUUCAUACUGGUGAGAAACCAUAUAAAUGUAAGGAAUGUGGGAAAGCUUUUGGAGUAGGUAGUGAACUUACUCGACAUCAGAGGAUUCACAGUGGUCAGAAACCUUAUGAAUGUAAAGCGUGUGGAAAGUUCUUUAGACUUACUUCAGCCCUUAUUCAACAUCAGAGAAUUCAUAGUGGUGAGAAACCUUAUGAAUGUAAGGUAUGUGGGAAGGCCUUUAGACACAGUUCGGCCCUUACUGAACAUCAGAGAAUUCAUACUGGAGAGAAACCUUAUGAAUGCAAGGCAUGUGGGAAGGCCUUUAGACAUAGUUCAUCCUUUACAAAACAUCAGAGAAUUCAUAAUAGUAAGAAACCCUAUGAAUGUAAGGAAUGUGGGAAUGCCUUUAGAGUGGGCAGGCAACUUACUUGAUAUUGAACAAGUUGUACUGGUGAGAAGACUUUUGAAUGAAAGACAUAUAUAAAGCCCAUUUGUUUCUGAGUUUCAUUGGAAAAAUCUGUGUAUUUAAGUAGAAGUUAUCGCAGAGAUUCUACCUCUCUUAAAUCUAUUUCCAGACUUUAUGGCCACUCUAAAACUAGAAUUAUUCAUUCAUAAGUGAUAUAUACUUUCAGCUUUGUUCAAUAUCACCAAAUAUUUCUCCUUUUUAUAUCAAUUAACGUUCUGAAUAUCUGUUUAUGUAGGAUGAUGCCUAUCAAUCCAUUUCUUAAAUGCAUGGGAAAUGUAUUUCCCUAAUUAUUAAUUAUUUGAGUUAUUUUCAUAUGAGUUUCUUGUCCAGGGAUGUUUUGCUUACAGUUACUUUUGGUGUUUGUGUUUUUGUUCUUUUGCCUAUUUAUCGUUUUUGGCUUAGUGAUUUGUAAUAUUGCUCAAAUAUAUCUUUUGCAUUCUAAUUUUUUGCUUGUUUUAUAUGGCAUACUUAUCUUCUCCAGAGAGUUAGAACCCCCAGAUACUAUGUGGUUUUAAAGUUUUGUGGUCCUGCAAGGUGUUUGUGUAGAUUUGUUUUGUUUUGUUUUCUCUUGAUUUUGUUCUAAUGGUAGAUGUUUUAACUUUUCCAUUGUCAUCAAAUGUUUGAAUUCUUUUUGAAUUUCUAUUUUGUUUUGACACAACAGAUUUCCCUAAAUACCUUUUGCAACACAAUUCCUUUAAGGAGGCUUUUCACCUCUAGGCAGUACCAGUGGGCAUCCAAAUGAAAUGAGCAUUUUAAAUAUUUCAUAAAAUAUUCGAACCCAAUCUUAUCAGUCUCUUAAAUUUGUUACGCAGCUUUAAAAGUAGGAGAAAAUCUACAGCUAUUGCAAUGAUUAUAAACUGGUCACUAAAAUUAAGAGGGUUUACAACGCUGCUAUUACCAUGGCUUCAAUUGGGUUUUGUAUCUAUUUAUAAUUUUCCUUUUUAUUCCGUUCAGUGUUGUCUUACUGUGUUUUGGCAGUUGGAAAAUCAGUAGACCUUUGAUUUUAGCAAUCUUCCCUGACUCAGGAAAAACAAAGAGACAACAACAAAAAAUGAGACAGUUAAUAAGGUUGCAAAUCUUAGCUACUCCUCACCUCUUUCUUACGACAGUUGACCUGGUUAUAUAAUCAAAGUGAUCAAAAGCCACUGGUUAUUAAUUUUUAUAAGAAAAUUUACCUAUUAUAUUUACAUACAUUUACAUCACUGUCAUUCAUUAGAUUUUAAUUUUUGAGAUUGGUGUCUUGCCCAGUUUUGCAUGAUCAGCAGUAGUAAGUAAGGUGUUUUCUCAUUGGGUAUACUGAGCUAUGUUUUCUUUACAUAUUCCUUAUUAGUAAUUUAUUUAAGUUAGCAGUUAUUAAAAGUAUGUAACUGAUAGAUCAUUCAUGUCCUACAGAGUAAAAGAAUGGGUCUCUGUUGUUACCCUUUUUAUUAGGAUACCUGCUGUUUCAUAUCUUUGAAAUAGUUCAAUUGUAUUAUAAUUAUUAAUGUUGUUAUUAAUAGCUCACUCUACUUACUGAGCUGUCAUGUGACCACACUGCUGAUUUGCUCUUCUAUCCUACUCUAUCUGGUUAUUCUGAGUUACCAUCAAUGCUGAUUAAUUUCCCUCAUCUUGUGUAGUACUCCAGAGCUACUUGCCCUACACUUCUUUGUGUGUUUUUAAUAUUUUUUGCUUGCUCGAACAAAUUAAAACAAUGAGCUAUCCAAACCUUAUAUAUGGACUUAAAAUUAAUGACAGAAAUAAAAUAACCAUGUGGCUUGACACUUA
Molecule: messenger RNA, 3630 nt
Organism: Balaenoptera ricei (Rice's whale)
Lineage: Eukaryota; Metazoa; Chordata; Mammalia; Artiodactyla; Balaenopteridae
Gene: ZNF529
Product: zinc finger protein 529
Exons: 5
Coding region: 192-1832 (546 amino acids)
Biological process (GO): regulation of transcription by RNA polymerase II
Molecular function (GO): RNA polymerase II cis-regulatory region sequence-specific DNA binding; DNA-binding transcription factor activity, RNA polymerase II-specific
Source: RefSeq, a predicted model, not a curated record